GCCGGCGGUCGGCCGUGGCAGGCGGGCGCCACUCGAGGCGCUUCAGUGCGGCUCCGCGACGCAGCGCUGCCGGUCGCUCCCGCCAUGAGCCCAGCCGCCGUGAUGGCCGUCGGCGAGCCGCAGUCGCAGCCAGCGCAGGGCGACGCGCGCGUCCAGCCGUCCGCGAUGGAGCCCAAGGCGCGCCUCUACCGGAGGAUGGCCCUCGACAUGGCCUGCACCGCCGCGCUGGGGCUGGCGGUGCUGCUAGUCAAUGUGCUGGCGCGGCCAUACCGCAGAGGCUUCUUCUGCGACGACGACUCCAUCGGGUACCCCUACAAGGCGCGUGUGCAGGUGUCCGACACCGUGGUCGCCGUCGUCGGACUGCUGCUGCCGCCGCUCGUCGUGCUGGCGACGGAGGCGACGCGGCGCGGCUGGUCGGCGCGCGGGGACGCAGAGCUGCUGGGCUGGCGGCCGCCGCUCUGGCUGUGCCGGCUGUACUGCGUGGCGGGCGUGUUCGUGGUGGGCGCCGCCUUCAGCCAGCUCGUGGUGGACAGCGCCAAGUACCUGGUGGGCCGGCUGCGGCCGCACUUCCUCGAUGUGUGCCAGCCGACCCACGUCUGCAGCGGCCACGAGUACGUCGUCGACUACACCUGCUCCGGGCCCGACGCGGCCGUCAUAGAGGAGGCCAGGCUGUCCUUUCCGUCGGGCCACGCGGCGCUGUCCUUCUACGCCGCCGUCUUCACGGUGAUGUACCUGCAGGCGGAGGUGACGUGGACCGGCUCGCUGGUGCUGAAGCACUCCCUGCAGGCGGCGCUGGUGAUCCUGGCGUGGUACACGGCGCUGAGCCGCGUCACCGACCACAUGCACCACUGGAGCGACGUGCUGGCGGGCGGCUGCAUCGGCUCCCUCGCCGCCGUGCUUGCGGUGGUGUUCAUGUCAGACCUGAGCGGGCGGCGGCGCACUCGAGGCGGCCAGGAGCUGACGGCGCUACUGUCCAAGCCCUCCUCCGUGUACGUGCCGGCGGCGAGGGCUGAGCACGCCCUGCCCUGAGUGCGGCGAGCCGCCACCAGAAUGCGCGAUGCAACAAGCAGCGCCGCCGCGCCAGUGCACCGAGCCGCCGCCAGGAUGCGCGAUGCAAAAAAGCAGCGCUUCCGCGCCAGUUCGUCGUUCAGUUCGUCUGCGAGGGACAUUGCCGGACAUCUUACUGUUACUUGAGGAAUGUAUUUAUUUCUACGCAUAGUGUGUGUGGAACAAUCAUAAGUUUGUUCGUUUCUGUAUGCGUUGUUGAAAGCAUCAGGGGCGAUGCUGUACAGGGAUAUGAAGUGUGUGACAUUGUAUCUUCAAUGAAUUGUCUGAUCCUUCUAAAUUCUAAGGUAAUAAAAUGUUUAAAAAAACGAAGGGGUGAUAUAUUUUGUUUUGUGUCAGACUUUAAAUUUCUACUGUUUUGUUUUAUCAUAUGUUUCAGAGCAGAUGAACAAUGUUAUUCUCGUUAUGCUCUAAUUGUAUUAGAUUUGUACAUGUGGAUGAGAUAAAAAUAUGUAUAGUUUAUUAAAUUAUUAAAUAAAUACAAGUGUUUUAAAAAA
Molecule: messenger RNA, 1562 nt
Organism: Bacillus rossius redtenbacheri
Lineage: Eukaryota; Metazoa; Arthropoda; Insecta; Phasmatodea; Bacillidae
Product: putative phosphatidate phosphatase
Exons: 6
Coding region: 85-1029 (314 amino acids)
Biological process (GO): phospholipid dephosphorylation; signal transduction; phospholipid metabolic process
Cellular component (GO): plasma membrane
Molecular function (GO): phosphatidate phosphatase activity
Source: RefSeq, a predicted model, not a curated record